Racocetra persica is the source of this 229-nucleotide messenger RNA. NCBI's taxonomy places the organism in Eukaryota, Fungi, Glomeromycota, Glomeromycetes, Diversisporales, Gigasporaceae. The record is from the annotation of a GenBank genome assembly.
UCAGAACUUUAUGACCAUCAUUUACAAGAAAUCAAAGCUAGGUCUUCUGAUAUACUUGGAUUAGCUAUAGAUGUAUUUGAGAAAAAAGAUAUUUAUGGCCCUGACAUUCAAGCACACAAUUCUUCAGAACUUGGUUUAUAUAGUACUGAUCUGAACUAUAACUGGGUUAAAGAAAGUAAAGAUCGAUAUUUCAUUCUUCUAGAUACAAGUAUCUUUAUUCAGCAAGCAU